UUUUCUAGACAACAUGCCCUUGCGAAGUUCUGGCAAGCUGAGCAUGGAGACCAGAAAAGACGGUGAGAGUACGGCACCUGCCCCUCCACAGAAGAAGCUGUCCUGUCAGUGCCACCACCACUGCCCCGAGGACUCAGUCAACAGCACCUGCAGCACUGAUGGCUACUGCUUCACUAUAAUAGAAGAAGAUGAGUCUGGCGGACAUUUAGUCACCAAGGGAUGUCUUGGAUUAGAGGGCUCAGACUUCCAGUGUCGGGACACUCCUAUUCCACACCAAAGAAGAUCUAUUGAAUGUUGCACAGGCCAAGAUUACUGUAACAAACACCUUCACCCUACACUGCCACCACUGAAGAAUCGAGACUUUGUUGAAGCAAACAUCCACCAUAAGGCCCUGCUGAUCUCAGUGACUGUUUGCAGUAUACUUCUGGUGCUUAUCAUCAUAUUCUGCUACUUCAGAUACAAACGCCAAGAGACGAGGCACCACUACAGCAUUGGGCUGGAGCAGGACGAGACCUACAUUCCCCCUGGAGAGUCCCUGAAAGAUUUGAUCGAGCAGUCCCAGAGCUCAGGGAGUGGCUCUGGGCUCCCUCUCCUGGUUCAAAGGACCAUCGCAAAACAGAUUCAGAUGGUAAAGCAGAUUGGAAAAGGUCGCUAUGGAGAAGUCUGGAUGGGAAAGUGGCGUGGUGAAAAGGUAGCCGUGAAAGUGUUUUUUACCACAGAGGAGGCCAGCUGGUUCAGAGAAACAGAAAUCUACCAGACUGUCCUAAUGAGACAUGAAAAUAUUCUUGGAUUCAUUGCUGCUGACAUUAAAGGUACAGGAUCUUGGACCCAGCUGUAUCUUAUCACUGACUACCAUGAGAAUGGCUCACUUUAUGAUUAUCUAAAAUCUACUACUUUGGACACAAAAGCCAUGCUGAAACUGGCUUACUCCUCUGUUAGUGGUUUGUGCCACUUGCACACUGAGAUCUUCAGUACUCAGGGCAAACCUGCUAUUGCCCAUCGUGACCUAAAAAGUAAGAAUAUCCUGGUGAAAAAGAAUGGCACCUGCUGUAUAGCAGAUUUGGGCUUGGCUGUUAAAUUUAUCAGUGAUACAAAUGAGGUAGACAUCCCUCCAAAUACCCGAGUAGGAACAAAACGUUAUAUGCCUCCUGAGGUGCUGGAUGAAAGCUUGAAUAGAAAUCACUUUCAGUCGUAUAUCAUGGCUGAUAUGUACAGUUUUGGACUCAUCCUCUGGGAGAUAGCAAGGAGAUGUGUUUCAGGAGGAAUAGUAGAGGAAUAUCAGCUUCCAUAUCACGACCUUGUGCCCAGCGACCCCUCGUAUGAGGACAUGCGGGAGAUUGUGUGCAUCAAGAGACUACGCCCCUCAUUUCCCAACAGAUGGAGCAGUGAUGAGUGCUUGCGGCAGAUGGGGAAGCUGAUGAUGGAGUGCUGGGCUCACAACCCUGCCUCCCGGCUCACAGCCCUGCGGGUCAAGAAAACACUUGCCAAAAUGUCAGAGUCGCAGGACAUUAAGCUUUGACUCUGCCAGAGGCAGCUCUUGUGGAGGCCCAUGGAAACGGACUUUCUUGUGCAGGCAGAAGUCCUGAAGAGGUAUCGAAAGUCUUCACUAAUAAGUACCUUGAACAGAAUCAUGCUUAAGAGCAGCUGUAAGUUUUGAAGAGACUAUCCUUUGCAAAAAUCACCCGAAUUUUGACAUACGAGAUCGAAAGAGGCUUGUCUGCCCUUGUUUACAUGGGGAAAUACAGUUUUAGUAACUGGUUUAAGAUUAUGCAUGUUGCUUUCCAUGAAAGCCACUUAUUAUUUUAUUAUUAUUAUUGUUAUUAUUAUUAUUUUGAUUGUUUAAAAAAGAUACUGCUUUAAAUUUUAUGAAAAUAAAACUUUUGGUUAGAAGUAAAAAAGAUGUAUAUUGUUACAUUAAAAAAAUUUGGAGGGAACUGCUGAAAAUGAAAGCAAA
Chiroxiphia lanceolata (lance-tailed manakin) is the source of this 1954-nucleotide messenger RNA. RefSeq names its product bone morphogenetic protein receptor type 1B (gene BMPR1B). Gene Ontology annotation, biological process: dorsal/ventral pattern formation; cellular response to growth factor stimulus; BMP signaling pathway. Gene Ontology annotation, cellular component: signaling receptor complex; plasma membrane. The coding region runs from base 14 to 1519 and encodes 501 amino acids. The record is from RefSeq and is a predicted model, not a curated record. The transcript has 10 exons. NCBI's taxonomy places the organism in Eukaryota, Metazoa, Chordata, Aves, Passeriformes, Pipridae. Gene Ontology annotation, molecular function: transforming growth factor beta receptor activity, type I; SMAD binding; ATP binding.